Pogoniulus pusillus (Red-fronted tinkerbird) is the source of this 475-nucleotide messenger RNA. It is a transcript of the gene YKT6, whose product is annotated as YKT6 v-SNARE homolog. Gene Ontology annotation, biological process: endoplasmic reticulum to Golgi vesicle-mediated transport. Gene Ontology annotation, molecular function: SNAP receptor activity. The record is from RefSeq and is a predicted model, not a curated record. Lineage: Eukaryota; Metazoa; Chordata; Aves; Piciformes; Lybiidae. Gene Ontology annotation, cellular component: Golgi apparatus. The transcript is spliced from 5 exons. The annotation marks the transcript as partial.
GGCUCGCAGCGUGCAGCUGGGCGCUGCCAUGAGGCUCUACAGCCUAAGUGUCCUUCACAAGGGGGAGCCCAAAGUGCACCUGCUGAAGGCUGCCUUCGACGUGUCCAGCUUCAGCUUCUUCCAGAGGUCCAGCGUGCAGGAGUUCCUGACCUUCACCAGCCAGCUGAUCGUGGAGCGCUCGCAGCUGGGCACCAGAGCCUCUGUCAAGGAGCAAGAGUACCUGUGCCAUGUCUACGUGCGCAGCGACAGCCUGGCAGGUGUGGUGGUGGCCGACGCCGAGUACCCCCCCAGGGUCUGCUUCACCUUGCUGGACAAGGUGCUGGAGGACUUCUCCAGGCAGGUGCCCAGGAUCGAGUGGCCCUCAGGGUCCCCUGGCACCGUCAGCUACGCGGCGCUGGAUGAGUACCUCAGCAAGUACCAGGUGGGGCACCCCCGCAGGGCCCCUCCGGGGGCUGGGGGAGGGGCUGGGCUGCAG